Molecule: messenger RNA, 930 nt
Organism: Purpureocillium takamizusanense
Lineage: Eukaryota; Fungi; Ascomycota; Sordariomycetes; Hypocreales; Ophiocordycipitaceae
Exons: 1
Coding region: 1-930 (309 amino acids)
Source: RefSeq, a predicted model, not a curated record
AUGGCGGCUCCAGCCAAAGCCAGUACGAGUCGGGCGUCGCCCGGGGCCACCACAUCGCUGCUGUACAUCAACGCCUUCGACCAGUCAAUCUUCAUCGGGCUCUUCUUCUGGGUCUCCGGGCGCGUGUCAGCGCAGUCGUUCCGCUGGCUCGACGUGACGUGGACCAUGUGCUGGGCCUUUGUCAGGGGCAAGCUGCUCAGUCUGGGGCUGCCUUGGGCCAUCUACACCUUGGUGGUGCUCACUGUCGUGCCGAUGGCGGCGCAUCCGAUCUGGAAGCUGGUGUCAGUCAGUCGGCAGCUCGCGGAAGUACUACACGGCCGUGAACGCCGUCAAAGGGGCCAGCGUGGUCCACUUGCCAACUUGCUGCUGCUUGACGUCGCUGCUGCGCUGACGGUGACGAAUGAGGCUCGCGAGAGCAUAUCUACCGGGAAUCCCACGACGGAUGGGUCCGCCCCUAGAGCUUUGCCUUUUUGGUAUGGCAUGGCUCGUCGAUGGGGCUGGGUCGGCGUCGCCGGCGUGUCGUUCCUUGUUCGCCUGCGCUACCCAGUGGGCGAGACGAUCAAGCCCGUCGCGCUGCAGCCCAGCUAUGCGGCGCAAUACAUCUUUGCAUACGCCAUGGGAUUCGUAUCGCUGGGGCUGGGACCGAUCUUUACUGUACCCUUUGUUGCGGUGAAGCCUGAGCGCGAUGAUACCAGGCCAUCAACGACUGGGGGAAGACUCAUCUCGUCAUCGCUCAUCUCCCCCACUACUAUUCUGCUGGUGUGGCUGCUGCCGCGACUAUGGACCGGUGGCAGCAGCUCUGCAGUGCAAAUGUGCAGGAUGGCGAGCGGGCCGGCCCCCUGGGUGGUUGGAAUCUCUAUGCACUUCUGCACGCGAUAUGGAACGAUGCCUCCGUCGGGCUCGUCGGCCCGGCCUCAUGGCCUACUUUGA